Porites lobata is the source of this 1335-nucleotide messenger RNA. NCBI's taxonomy places the organism in Eukaryota, Metazoa, Cnidaria, Anthozoa, Scleractinia, Poritidae. The record is from the annotation of a GenBank genome assembly.
AUGGAGUACUCAACACAAGGUUAUCGUGCUUUUUGUACCAUACUAAAAUGGAACCCGAGCUGGUCAUCCACCAUAGGAUCCACUACUGUUAUAAGCAUCACCAGUCCUUUGGCUAUUCUGCUGAAUGCAAUUUUGAUUGUUGCCGUCCUGAAGAAAAAGAAGCUUCAGAGCAUCUGUAAUAUCCUAGUGGCCAGUAUGGCAGCUUCCGACCUUCUCAUUGGUGCAGUGGCCCAGCCUCUGUUUCUGAGCGCAGGGUUGUAUCGCUUGCAGGGCGAUUAUGAGAAAAUGUGUACCAUUAUCCUAGCAGGCUUCUUUUCGAUGUACCUACAAAGUGCUUCCAUCUAUCACCUGACUUUCAUAACCUUGGAGAGGUACAUUGCAAUCGCCAAGGGUUUGAAUUACAAGUUCAUUAUCACUAGAAGCCGCCUAAAAGCCUGUAUUACAGUCAUUUGGUUUUUUACUGUCCUUUCAAUUGUUCCAUCCGGCGUGUACAUAUCUGGCCUCAUCGGGAAAGAGACUAGGAACGUCGCUAACGCGUGCCUUUUUACAGUUCCGCUGUCCAUUUGUUUACUGGCUACAGUAACCUUUUACUUCAAAAUUUAUCUCAAGACCCGCCAGAGUAAAGUAAAUAAAACAACCUUCAUAAGUUUCCAGGUCGCAAGAGCUAUUUUGCAAAAGAAGAUCGCCAAGACUGCAUUCCUUUUGACAGUAUGUCUAUUGGUCUUCUUCGUGCCCACCUUUGUGUUUAUCUUUCUCACCUAUCUAUUUCGUUAUAACCACAGAGAUAUGUAUCUUUGGUCUGUCAUCUUAAUCCAGUUGAAUUCCUGCGCGAGCCCAAUCUUGUACUUCUACAGAAAUCGCCGAUUUAGAAACACUGUUCUACAGAUGCUAAACAUCAAGAAAUCUGAAACAAAUGCGAUUGCACCCAGAGCAGGAAGGAAAGAGAUGCUAGCGAAGAGCAAAAACGACAAUGAAGCCGCCGCCUCGCCAAACCACAUUGGUCCCCAGCUGCAGAUUCCUAUCAUCGGCAAACAGGAAACAGCAAAACCUGACACGCGCGGAGAAUCCAUGACUGGAGAAAUGAAGGGGAUAAAGGAACCAAGGACAGCAUGGAAGCACCCCAAGAAUUUCACCACGCCCAAGAAGAAAGUCAAUUGUUUUGACGACGUUAAGGGCCAUUCCCAGGCACAUGAAUUGAGGGAAAGGGAGUCCAUGGCAGCGAAGACUGGAACUCAGCGCUUGACCCAGCAGAAUGACCACUUAUCUCCAAACGAAAUAACUGGAGAGAAAAAAGUCAGCUCUCUUUAUCAAGACACAGGUGGCCCAGGAACAUAA